Molecule: messenger RNA, 852 nt
Organism: Dictyostelium purpureum
Lineage: Eukaryota; Evosea; Eumycetozoa; Dictyosteliales; Dictyosteliaceae
Exons: 2
Coding region: 1-852 (283 amino acids)
Biological process (GO): tRNA modification
Molecular function (GO): magnesium ion binding; tRNA guanylyltransferase activity
Source: RefSeq, a predicted model, not a curated record
AUGAAUAAAUUUAAUAUUUUAAAAUUUUACAAUAAAACAGUACCAUUUAUUAAUUCUUGUAAAUUCAAUAAUAAUAAUUUAAUUAAAAGAUCAUUUUGCACCACCAAUCAUCCAGAUCACCUUUCUAAAAAAUUCAAUGAAAUCGAAGAAGCAUUUGAUUUUAAACUUCCACCAUACCAACCAAUUAUAAUAAGAUUAGAUGGAUGUUCAUUUUCUAACCUAUCGAAAAAAACAAAUUUAAAUCUUCCACAUGAUCAAAGAUUUCAUGAAUCAAUGAAAUUGGUAUCACUAGCUUUGGGCAAUCAUUUUAAAGGAACCAAACUAAUUUAUUCAUUCUCUGACGAAAUUAAUUUAUUGGUGUGGAAUCAUUUUCCAGAUAGCCAAGUUUAUUCAAAUAGAAUUCAAAAACUUAAUUCAAUAGCAUCAUCCAUUGCAUCAGUUACUUUUUCAAACUCACUUUCAAAACAAUUAAAUAAUGAAAAUAAUGAAGAAAUUAAUAGUUUUUUCGAUUCUAGAGCAUUUGUAGUUCAAGAAGAUGAUAUUGGUGAAUAUUUUUUAAAAAGAUAUAAAAGAUGCUACUCAAAUUGUUUAACCUCAAUAAUUUCACAUUACGAUAAAAAUAAAGAAUAUAACGAAUUAAAAAAAAAAGAAACAGAAAAUAACACAGGCGAACUUAGUAGACAUAGUUUAUAUAACAGAGAGAAAUUUAUACAAAAUAAUUUAAAUAUAAAACUAUCGCAGUAUCCAGAACAUUUUAGACAUGGUAUUAUUUUUUAUAAGAAUCAGAAAUCUGGCUGGGAAAUGGAGUCGUUCCCAAUCUCGCUAACAUUUAUAAAUAAUUUAAUAAGAUAA